Helianthus annuus (common sunflower) is the source of this 1206-nucleotide messenger RNA. RefSeq names its product short-chain dehydrogenase TIC 32, chloroplastic. The coding region runs from base 52 to 1002 and encodes 316 amino acids. NCBI's taxonomy places the organism in Eukaryota, Viridiplantae, Streptophyta, Magnoliopsida, Asterales, Asteraceae. The transcript is spliced from 8 exons. The record is from RefSeq and is a predicted model, not a curated record.
UGGUGUUACCCUGAAAUCUCUAAUUUUUGAAAGAAAAAAAAAAGUGUAAUAAUGCCUUUGCUAAUUGCAUGCAAAGGGAAAUCUGGGUUCUCAGCCAAAAACACAGCUGAAGAUGUUACAGAAGGAAUUGAUGGUCAUGGCUUAACUGCCAUUAUUACAGGACCAACAAGUGGUAUUGGCCUAGAAACCACGCGUGUCCUAGCUUUACGCGGUGUACAUGUAAUUAUGGCUGCCAGAAAUCUGGAAGCAGCUAGAAAAUGUAAAGAGACCAUAAUAAAAGGUUGUCCUAGUGCCACCAUUGAUGUUAUGGAAUUGGAUGUAAACUCACUAGAAUCUGUUACAAAGUUCGCGAAUGAAUACGUUUCCAAGGGUCUACCACUAAACAUCCUCAUUUGUAAUGCAGGGGUGAUGGUUCCUCCAUUUUCCCUUUCUAAAGAUGGAAUCGAGAGUCAAUUUGCGACUAACUAUCUUGGACAUUUUCAUUUGACGAAUCUGUUAUUGGAUACGAUGAAAAAUACUGCUAGAAGUUACGGACAAGAAGGGAGGAUUGUUUUAGUUUCAUCAUCAGCUCAUACGCUGACUUACAAAGGAGGGAUCAUGUUUGACAAACUAAAUGAUGAAAAAAGCUACAAUAGUUACUAUGCUUAUGGGCAAUCAAAGCUUGCUAAUAUUCUUCACGCGAAGGAGCUAACAAGGCGCCUCAAGGAAGAAGGGGCAAACAUAACUAUCAACGCGUUGCAUCCUGGAGUUAUUGCAACCAAUCUUUCUCGUCACAUGACCUUUAUGUCAGUUCUUCAAAACCUGGUCUUCAAACACUUUCAAAAGAAUAUCCCACAGGGAGCUUCAACAACAUGUUAUUUGGCAUUAAAUCCGAAGGUGAAAGGGGUUAGCGGCGAGUAUUUUGCUGAUAAUAAUUUGGCUAAACCGAGCGAUAAGGCCAAUGAUGCUGAGUUGGCCAAGAAACUAUGGGAAUUCGGGACGGAGUUGAUCAAGUCAAAGUAAUGUUUAUGGGAGUAUACCUUGGCUAUCCCUUGUUGAUACAAUACAUGUUUUAUUAUUUUAUCCUUGUGAAUAUGGUGGAUAAUUGUUUAUGUGUUGUGUGUGCAUGAUAUUUUAAAACCAGGGUGUGGUGUAAUAUGUUUGUACCCGGUUAUAAGAAUGUUGUAUAUGACUAUGGAAAUAUGUAUAAAAGAAUUUAAAAGAUAA